AUGAAACGGAAUAGCGAUAAAGAUAGUCAAUUACGAUAUAUUAAACGUUUAUGUACCAUUAAUAAUAAUCGAAUAGAUGAUGCAUCAUCAGAUAGUGAUGAUCUUGACCAAUGUAUUGUUCAAAAAUUUUACAUUCAAUUAUUUAAUAGGCAUCGUUCAUCGACCUUUAUUUCUAACGUUGUAUUGGUGGUCAUGUGGUCAUUAUUUGUAAGAACAACAACAGCAACACAUUCGGUGUCGUCGAUACGUCUAUCAUUCUUUUAUUUCUUGUUAAAAUUAAUCAUAUGUGUAAAUAGUAGUUCGUUAUUAUACUCCAUUAAUGAUAUUCAAUAUCGUCUAAGUGAUCGUGUAUUAAGUAUUCCAAAAAUAGGUACAUUACGAGGAUUGUUAAUUGAAUAUGAUAUACAACCGUACAAUGUCAAUUAUAGUUUGAUCAAUGUUGAAGCAUUUUUGGGUAUACAAUAUGGUAUUUAUAGUGGAAGAUUUGAAUUAUCUAAAGAAAAAAUAGAAUUACAACGAAAACAAAAUCCAACAGUUCAAAAAAUGAUUCAUUUUGGUCCUGUUUGUCCACAACGUUUAUGGUAUAAUGAGAGUGAAUUAGAAAAAUAUCGUUCAAAAAUAUUUACAAAAUAUUAUUAUAAAAAUUUAUUAAAAUUUAUUCAAAAUCAAAAUGAAGAUAAUUGUCUCUAUAUGAAUAUAUAUCAACCGCAAGUUCAACAUUCAAAAGAGUUAUUACCAGUUUUACUAUUUAUACAUGGUGAUGGUUUCGAUAUGGGCACUGGGAAUGCUUUCGACGGCUCAAUAUUUGCUAGUUAUACAAGAACAAUCGUUGUCACAAUUAAUUUCAGAUUGGGACCUUUUGGUUUUCUUUAUAUUAAUCGUGAGAACAAAGGUGAUUAUGGAUUAAUGGAUAUUUAUACGGCUCUUCAUUGGUUAAAAGGAAAUAUUGAACAUUUUAAUGGAGAUUCCAAUCGUAUUACAUUGUAUGGUACCGGUACUGGUGCUGUUCUUUCUAGUUUAGUUGUUAUGCUUGAAACAGUGAAUGGUGGAACAGGCACAACAAAACGACGAAAACCUCUUGUAAGACGUAUGAUAUUGAACGAUGGUACAUUUCUCUCACCAUUUAUGACAUCAUCAAUAAAUCCUUCUAAUCCAACUAUACAUGAUCCAACGCUAUAUACAUCAAAUUUUUUCGAUGCACUCAAUUGUUCACAUAAUUUAUCUGCACGCGACAUUCAUUCAUGCUUAACAAAUAAAACGCAACUAUCAACAUCAACCAUACUAUCAAUAAAUACUUAUGUUAAUAAAUAUUAUAAUUAUCUAAAUCCAUUGGAAGAACCAUUUCCAUUUUUUUCUAAUGAACAUUUACGUCAUCGGUUUUUUCACCAAACAAAUUCUCUAUUACCCGAAAAAUUUGAUGUUCUCAUCACAAUGUUAUCACCAUCAUCAUCAUCAUCAGAAAUAAGCAGUAGUGAAUCAAUACAAUUUCAUGAAUUUAUUAAAGAUAUGUAUACGAUAUCAAAACAUACAAUUAAUUAUUUAAUUAAAUAUGCUUAUUCUAUAUGGAAUGAUAAAGAAAAUAAAUUUGAAUUUAAUUUCAAAAAUUUAUCUUAUCAUCAAACAAUUGUUGCACCACUAUUACAAUAUAUUGAAAAAAUAUCAAAAAAUACACAUACAAUUGAAUGGCAAAUAAAAUCAAAUAAUAGUAGUUAUGAAUCGGAAUUACUCUAUACAUUUGGCUACAUGUUAGCACCAUCGAUGAGUAUUUAUAAUGAUUCAUAUUUAUAUGCGAAUAAAAAUGAUCGAAUUAAAAGUUUACAAAUAAUGGAUUUAUUCGCAAAUUUAAUACAUAACGGUGAUAUAAAUAUAAACGCACGUGUUUGCAAACAUGAGUACUGUUAUCAGAGUGAUGAAAAAUUUCAUCCAACAUUUCCAGAAUUCAAUUUCAUUAUUAUUAAUGAUAGUAAAAUGUAUCAAAAACGUGGUCAUCAUGCAAACGUUCAUUAUUUAUUCAAUCAUCUAAUAACAUCAUUAUCAUCAUAUUCAUCGUCACUAAUUAAUGAUAAUUCAGACUAUGAAUUGUUACGUGCAUGGUCAACGUUAUAUGAAGUAUCACAAUUUGAUAAUAAUACAACAAAUAUGAAAAAUUUUAUAACAAAAACGAAUGAUAAAAAUCAUCAUCAAGAUUAUGUUUCGUCUCAAAAACAGUUAUUAUUUCCAACUUAUCAAUCAAUUUGGACAUUUAAUACAAAAUUAUUCUUAGUACUAGCUAUCACAGGUACAAUUUUAUUUCUUAUUAAUGUGAUAUUGUGUUUUUUAUUAAUUACAAAACGAUAUGGAACACAUAGACAUCAUCAUAAGAAAAAAGAUUAUCAACAUUUAAAUGGGCACACACCUGUCACAACAACAAAAAAGACAAAUGGUUAUGUUUCAUCUUCAUCACCUAGUAGCAUAAACAGUAAUGGAACAGAUCCACAUACUCUUGAGCCAAUAUCAGUUCCUACAACUACAUUCUCAUCUGUCAGCACAACUAAUACAUCUUCUAUUGAUACAUUGAUUAAAACAACAAAUGAUUUAAAUUCAGAUAUAAAUACAAUGAUAGAUAUUUUACAACCGGUGAACAUUACGAAAAAAACAGGUGGCACUAUUAAAUGUAAAGAUAAAAAGACACAACAAUGUCUAGUGGAAGCAAUUGUGUAG
Molecule: messenger RNA, 2700 nt
Organism: Didymodactylos carnosus
Lineage: Eukaryota; Metazoa; Rotifera; Eurotatoria; Philodinida; Philodinidae
Source: the annotation of a GenBank genome assembly